AUGAGGGGACAACCGGGGAGUGCGGGCGGAGGGGGGAUGGGCGGGGGAGGCAUGGGCGGAGGAAGCAUGGGCGCAGGGGGAAUGGGCGGAGGAAGCAUGGGCGGCGGAGGAGGCAUGGGCGGAGGAAGCAUGGGCGGAGGAAGCAUGGGCGGAGGAAAUAUGGGCGCAGGGGGAAUGGGCGGGGGAGGCAUGGGCGCCGGAGGAGGCUUGGGCGGAGGAAGCAUGGGCGGAGGAAGCAUGGGCGGAGGAAGCAUGGGCGGAGGAGGCAUGGGCGGAGGAAGCAUGGGCGGAGGAAAUAUGGGUGGGGGAGUCAUGGGCGGAGGAAGCAUGGGCGCAGGGGGAAUGGGCGGGGGAGGCAUGGGCGCCGGAGGAGGCAUGGGCGGAGGAAGCAUGGGCGGAGGAAGCAUGGGCGGAGGAAGCAUGGGCGGAGGAAGCAUGGGCGGAGGAGGCAUGGGCGGAGGAGGCAUGGGCGGAGGGGGAAUGGGCGGGGGAGGCACGGGCGGCGGCGGCAUGGGCGGCGGAGGAGGCAUGGGGGGUGGCAGCGGGUCAUCGGCCAUUUCACCUGUUCUUCUGACCCCCCUUCCUCCUUUCCCUCACCCUAACACUCCUGCCUUGUUCGCCCUGCCCUCUCCCCCUGCCCUGUUCCCCCUGCUCGGCCAUGGCAGGGUGAUGGAGAGCAACGGGUGUCCGGGGUACGCAUGGCGGGUGCACGCCACGCUGUACGCGCCAGUGCACCAGGCGCUGUCUUUCGCCGUGCCGCUCGCCCCCACGCUCGCCUCCUCCGCCAUCCCCGUCGCCCUCAACGGCACCUGCAAGAUGGGGCCCAUCGGCUUCGCCCUCAACGGCGUGCCCUUCUACAGUGCGUGUGACGCCCUGGGUCGGGACGCGCUGCAGUACGAGGGGUCCACGUUUGACGCGUGUGGGGGGCACCCCACGCCCUCGGGCCAGUACCACUACCACGUCGCUCCCGGCCUCGCCAACCCCUCUGCCAUCUCCUCCUCGCGCUCCACCGCCUUCAACCUCUGCAACUCGUCCUUCUGGCAGGACGCCCCCACCCAGCACUCGCCCUUGCUGGGCUUCCUGGCGGACGGCAUUCCGCUGUUCGGCCCGCGGGGAGCAGGGGGAGCGCUGCCGGCAGGGGUGGACGAGUGUGGGGGGCAUGUGGGCGACGGCAGCAGCGGCGAGCCUUUGUUCUACCACUACCACGCCAGCACCACCGCGCCCUACACCGUGGCUUGCCUCAAGGGCUGCGUCUCCUCCUCUGACUGGGGCAACCUUGGCUCCGCCUCCUGCUCCAAGGCCUCAAAGCAAUACGACUACUCAUCCCUGGCAGCAGUGCAGGCAGUAUGA
Molecule: messenger RNA, 1350 nt
Organism: Closterium sp. Naga37s-1
Lineage: Eukaryota; Viridiplantae; Streptophyta; Zygnematophyceae; Desmidiales; Closteriaceae
Source: the annotation of a GenBank genome assembly